Messenger RNA from Phytophthora infestans T30-4, 447 nucleotides. RefSeq lists its product as uncharacterized. Bases 1 to 447 code for a protein of 148 amino acids. The record is from RefSeq and is a predicted model, not a curated record. Lineage: Eukaryota; Oomycota; Peronosporomycetes; Peronosporales; Peronosporaceae. The transcript has 3 exons.
AUGAAUGUGCUUCCAGUGUUCUACUCAGACACGGCGACGGUAGAGAAAGUGCGUGAUUUCUGGGAGCUCUUUGAAGCCCACACGGAGGGUCUUCCCGAUCGAUCGCGGCUGUUGGUGUUUCGACAGAAACGGAAGAGUCGAGAAGCUGAGCGAUCGUGGGGCAACUCGAGCAUUCGGACGUUCUCCACGCUGAAGGUUCGGUUCCAUAACCAGUUCCUAAGCCGUACGGCUGACGAGUUGUACCGAGUGUCCUACCUGUGUGAGUCGUUGGACUACCUGAAUUCGCAGAUACGUUACCAGUUGUUCCGCCGGGGUCAGAGGAACAAGCGCAUGCUGGCGACCCUGGAUGCAAGCCCUGCCUCCGACAUUCCUGAAGCGUGCGAGUGGCUGAUAAGGGCCGGGACACGUCUGUGUUGGCCUCCGUGGAAGCGUUGGCUCAACCGAUGA